Molecule: messenger RNA, 533 nt
Organism: Cariama cristata (Red-legged seriema)
Lineage: Eukaryota; Metazoa; Chordata; Aves; Cariamiformes; Cariamidae
Product: programmed cell death 1 ligand 1-like
Exons: 5
Biological process (GO): negative regulation of T cell proliferation; immune response; cell surface receptor signaling pathway
Cellular component (GO): external side of plasma membrane
Source: RefSeq, a predicted model, not a curated record
CUCCCUAUAGAACUAUAACCCAAAGAGUGGUGAGCACAGGAGAUAAUGAAUGGAAGUUGACAUGUCAGUCAAAAGGAUACCCACAAGCUGAAGUGAUAUGGCAAAACAGAGAUAAUGAAGAUUUGACUGAUAAGGCAAACACAAGUUAUGAAACUGGAAGUGACCAGCUGUAUCUCGUGACCAGUACCCUUACAAUCAAAAGCAGAAUUGAUGAGAUCUUUUGUUGUAUAUUCUGGAAUAAAGAGCUGCAAGAAAAUACGUCUGCCAUUUUACACAUAGCAGAUUCAGCUGACGGUGUUCUGUGGACUGAGAGCAGACGCUUUGUUGGAGCAAUUGUCAUCUUGACUGCUUUCUUUGGAUCAGUGCUUCUAUUUAUGCUCUGCAUAAGAAAAGCUAGAACAUAUAAGGACAACAGAACACCUGUCGAUAGUUCAUCAAUAGCAAAGCUAUCAAAAGAUAAGGAUACACAUGACUGCAGAGAUGCUUCUUUUGAAGACAAAGAGCUGAAAUAUAUGCAACUUGAGAAGACCUAG